Messenger RNA from Scomber scombrus (Atlantic mackerel), 2732 nucleotides. It is a transcript of the gene spry1, whose product is annotated as sprouty homolog 1, antagonist of FGF signaling (Drosophila). NCBI's taxonomy places the organism in Eukaryota, Metazoa, Chordata, Actinopteri, Scombriformes, Scombridae. Bases 778 to 1866 code for a protein of 362 amino acids. Gene Ontology annotation, cellular component: membrane; cytosol. The record is from RefSeq and is a predicted model, not a curated record. The transcript has 2 exons. Gene Ontology annotation, biological process: negative regulation of MAP kinase activity; multicellular organism development; negative regulation of fibroblast growth factor receptor signaling pathway.
CUAGUGCACACAUCUCUAUCGCCCGGCCUUCCACAUCUGCCCAAUGAAUCAGGAGCGGAUGCGAUGUAUCCUUUUUCAGUGGAGUGAAUGGCCAAUGGGAGUUGGCUUGUCGAGCAAACACUGAGCCCUGCGUUCCCAUUCAUUCAGUGCUGAACAGGCCCGCAGAGCUGGAGAGAGCGCACCGCCGUCUGAGACCCGACGACGCUUUUUGCACAAGAGCGCAGAUUCCCCGCAACAAUAAGUAACAACCAGAACUUCAACUGAGCUCUCCGAAGAUACUCGAAGAGAAGAAAACUCUUGGAUAUAAGCUCGAUCGUCUUUAAAUUUUAAUUCUCCGAGACGUUGUUUUUCGCUAUUUUUUUAAUUCUACAACAAUUCCUACGGGACUUCUAUUACUGGGUUGUCUUGCCUAGAGAUCGGCCUCCAAGUGCGCAGCAGUUCUCCGGGUUGCCUUCCUUCCCUCCUUGCUCCAUCAGUACUCCUUCGUGGAUUUUAUUUUUGUCCUCUCCUGGAACGAAUGCAUGCGUAACCCGCGCAGAACUUUUCUUUAAAACUGACCAAGAAAAAAGGGAAUAACGCAAAGGGAUACACUCGCACUUGGAUUAACAGACUGUGAAUGUAUACCUCAUAGUCUACGUUUGGACAUUGCCCCCUUCCUUUUGGAUGGAGUUUUGGUAGGCUAUUUGGUUGAUGGAUUCGACGUUAUGGAUGAUUGCAUAUAGGUUUUCCGAUGCAUGCCAAGUCCACGGUGAAUGUCGGAAGUGGUGAUCCCCCCAGAUGGAGCUCCAAAGUCAACAUGGCCCCGGCGGUUCAUUAGUGGUGAUCCAGCAGCCUUCCCUAGAGAGCCGGCAGAGGUCGGAUUACGAGCGGGAGCUCCAGCAUGCCGCCAUUCUCUCCCUGGACCAAAUCAAGGCCAUCCGCUCCAACAACGAGUACACUGAGGGGCCCUCGGUGGUACGGAGGCCCCCUGCACCCCGCAUGGCCCCUAGGCCCCAGGACAAACAGGAGAGAACUCACGAGGUCAUCCUCGUCAAUGUGAACAACAAUUAUGAGCACCGGCCGUCAGGUCAUCACCAUCAUGUCGGGGGCGGCAUGGUGGUUGUGGCCGGGGGACAGCAGUAUGGCGGGUCCCGGGCACCGGGGCUCAGCCGCUCCACUAGCACAGGAAGUGCCGCCAGUUCAGGGAGCAACAGUAGUGCCUCCUCUGAGCAGGGACUCUUGGCACGCUCGCCCCCCACCAGGCCCGGCACGAACUUACAGCACCACCAAAGAGCAGAGCGGCCUGUUAGGACUCAGCCCAAGCCCAAGGCCCUUUUACAGCCCCAGCAGGGACCUCACUUCCACCAGCCUCCACUAGAGGCUCCACUCAAGCCCCCGGGCAAAGGGAAAUCAGACUUUUCUGGCUCUGGCAACGGGGUGGUGGCUGCUGCCGGGCACCAGUUCAUCUGUGAGCGUUGUGGGAAGUGCAAGUGCAGUGACUGCACGGCUCCUAGGAGCCUGCCUUCAUGUCUGGCGUGCAACGGCCAGUGCCUUUGCUCUGCUGAGAGCGCGCUGGAGCACGGCACGUGCAUGUGCCUGGUCAAAGGCAUCUUCUACCACUGCUCCAAUGAUGAUGAGGGGGACUCGUGUGCUGACCACCCCUGCUCACUGUCACGUUCCCACUGCUGCUCUCGUUUCCUGUGCAUGGGAUUAAUGUCGGUACUCUUCCCCUGUCUGCUAUGCUACCCGCCUGUCAAGGGGUGUCUGAAGGCGUGCCAGGGCUGCUACGACCGGGUUAACAGGCCCGGCUGUCGCUGCAAGAACUCCAACACUGUCUAUUGCAAACUGGAGAACUGGCCCCCACAGACCCAAGAAAAACCUUCCUGAUCACCCCUGUGUGUUUGUGAUUGCGUGUGCACAGGAGACUCUUGAUGUGGAUCUUAUGAUGACAAUGAUAAUGAUGAUGAUAGUCACAAAUUAAUGUUUAUCAAACAUUCUAAGCACCUCCCACCUGCCUCCCCUCCUCGCUGCGGAACCCUAAGGAGCUAAGCAAAGGAGUAACGAAAACCACUCAAUUUUUAUUUUUAUUUUUUUCUGGAUCAGGACCAUGUUUUUACAGACCAGUGUUUGCCUUAACUGUUUCUAUGUCUAUCCUCAGCUCCUCAUUAACACUAUUUUUUUUAUAUAUAUAUGAAAAAGUUUUUCUUCCGUUUUAGGUAGGCAGCUUCCUCUGGGUUUUCUGUGCCCAGUAGGAGCUGCCUCUUACCAAAUCUGUGAAGGACGAUCUACUAUAGGGCAAUUAUGUAGCUGUUACCUGUUAUUCAUAGCAAGCAGGUAUGUUUGAAUUAUUGGUUGCUACCACACUAAAACCGUGGUUCCUAUGCUCAUGUUGCAUUAACGAAAGCACAUCCAUCUCAUAGUAUUUUUUUUUUCCACUUGGAUAUGUUUCUCUUCUUCCACCCAUCUGAAUUCUUCAUACACAUUCUGUGGCAUUCUCCCAUGUUUUGUUUUCUUUAUUUUGUGUAAAUUGUAUGCUCAAAAUCCAUAAGAGGAAUUCUGGCUAUUUUUUAAAGAAAAAUGUCUGUUAAAACAUUUUUUUUGUUGUAAAAAAUAUUUAUUAUGUGAAGCUCUAUUAUUUUAUGAUAUUUAUUGCAAGAGACAGUCUUAAAUUUACUCAUGUCUGAAUAUAACAAAAUAUCAAAUACUUACUGAAAAAUUAAAGGGUGGCACAAAAGAAAACUAUGUUAACUUUA